Messenger RNA from Protobothrops mucrosquamatus (brown spotted pit viper), 240 nucleotides. RefSeq names its product small lysine rich protein 1 (gene SMKR1). The coding region runs from base 1 to 240 and encodes 79 amino acids. The transcript is spliced from 2 exons. NCBI's taxonomy places the organism in Eukaryota, Metazoa, Chordata, Lepidosauria, Squamata, Viperidae. The record is from RefSeq and is a predicted model, not a curated record.
AUGCCUAAUGUGGGCUUAGAAUUCAGUUUCCUGGGAGGCAAGAGCAAAGGGAAGGGGUCGGGCAAAGGAAAAGGCAAGGCUGGGAAGAAACCCAAGAAGGCCGCCGUGGAGGUGGAUAUUCUGAGCCCGGCCGCCAUGCUCAACCUCUACUACAUCGCCCACAAUGCCGCCGCCUGCCUGGAGUUCCGUGGCUUCCCGUGGCCGGGCUCUCUGAAGAAGAAAGGGAAGAAGAAGAAGUAG